Molecule: messenger RNA, 4839 nt
Organism: Pygocentrus nattereri (red-bellied piranha)
Lineage: Eukaryota; Metazoa; Chordata; Actinopteri; Characiformes; Serrasalmidae
Gene: bcar1
Product: BCAR1 scaffold protein, Cas family member
Exons: 7
Coding region: 485-3226 (913 amino acids)
Biological process (GO): cell migration; cell surface receptor protein tyrosine kinase signaling pathway
Cellular component (GO): focal adhesion; cytoplasm; plasma membrane
Molecular function (GO): protein binding
Source: RefSeq, a predicted model, not a curated record
AGAGAGAGCGACUCUGCUCUGCAUCGAGCUGACGGUCUACAACUCCACACAUUCGCAUUACUGACACGCUCAGCGAGUGUGAAUGUAAACUAGCCGUUAAGCUAACCGCUCAGUGUCAGCAGUCUGCGGCGGGUCGCCGUGUUUUCAGCGAGCUGAGGACUCGUCGAGUCGAGUGACACUAAGAAAGAGGACUGGUCCACUGGGCUUUGUGAAACCUCCACGUAUGAGGUGGACUGCGCCGGGCUCUGGUGGGUCGGAAAAUAUUCUUGACGUUGUAGCUCAGAGUCUAGCAGCUGUGUGUGUGUGUGUGAGAGAGAGAGAGCUCCGCGGAUCACAGCGCACCGAGGAGAGCAUGGAGUAGACACACACUGAAGGAGUGCUGAAGAGACGGUCGCCUGGUUUUUCCUCUCUGAAGACGUAGAAGAAAGCAGCCUGGUCGGUUAGAGUCUUCGGCAAGCCUCAGAGGACUGAAAGAGACGGCAGGAUGUCUGUGCCGAAUGUGUUGGCCAAGGCCCUGUAUGACAACGUGGCUGAGUCUCCGGACGAGUUGUCCUUCCGGAAGGGUGACAUCAUGACUGUUCUGGAACGAGACACGCAGGGACUGGACGGCUGGUGGCUCUGCUCGCUGCAUGGCCGCCAGGGCAUUGUGCCAGGAAAUCGCCUCAAGAUCCUUGUGGGCAUGUACGACAAACAGCAGCAGCAGCAGUCCCCCACCCCCCAGUCCACCCUACCCACCAUCGCCUACACCAAACCCCCACCUGCCGCCCAGUACACAGCAAUGCACCCAGCCUACACCUGUACCAGCCCCCCAACCCCAGGCAACCCCGACAAUGUGUAUAUGCUGCCCCCGAGCCAUGGCAAAACAGCCCCCUCCAGUCUCUACCAGGUGCCCACUGGCCCCCAGCCUCCGCAGCCCCAGCCUAAAGCCCCUGCCCUCACACAGAAACAAGGUCACGGCAAGUACCACCCAGCCGGGCAGGAGAUUUACCAGGUGCCCCCCUCCAUGGGUGCACCAGGACAGGAGGUGUACCAGGUACCCCCGGCAGCUGGCGGAUCAUGUCCUGGGCAAGAUGUGUACCAAGUGCCCCCCUCUCUGAACAAGAAACAAGAGAUUUACCAGAUCCCCCCAUCCCUGGAUAAAAGGAGCUGGGACUCUUCCAAGACCUUGGGGAAGGUGGUGGUGCCCACACGAGUUGGUCAGGUGUAUGUGUAUGACACCGGGAAAUCAGAACAGGAUGAGUAUGACGUCCCACGACACCUGCCCCCCUCCCAGGACAUCUAUGAUGUGCCACCGACCCGUGGCCAAUACAACCAGCAGGUGUAUGAUACUCCUCCCAUGGCAAUGAAGGGUCCGACCAGCAGAGAUGCACAGGAAAUAUACGACACACCUCCCAGUGUGGACAAGAACCAGCUGCUCUCCCAGCAAACAGUUUAUGACUUCCCCCCAUCAGUAAGCAAGGAUGUUCCAGAUGGUCCCAUCAGGGAGGAGACAUACGACGUUCCCCCUCAUUUUGCCAAAAUGAAGAGCCUCGAUUGUCAUAUUGAAGCCACUCCAGAACCACAGAUUCCUGAAGAUGUGUAUGAUGUGCCACCUCCUCCAUUGGCUGGGAAACCCCAGUCUGAGGCACAGGAGAUCUAUGAUAUCCCUACCAGCCUGCGUAAGACCGGCCCACAGGAGCAGCAUCCUGGAGAUGUCUAUGAUUUCCCCCGCGAGCGCCCGGCUGUGGGCGAGGAGUCAGGUGAUCACGUGUACGAUGUGCCCCCUCAGGUAGUGCGUGAUGCAGCAGCUACUGAGGAGCUGACAGUAAGCUUCAAGCGCCUGUCAGCCUCCAGCACAGGUAGCACACGCAGUAACCUGUCCACCUCUUCUCUGGACAUGGUGCCAGUGCGGGACAGCACCGUGCCAGGACGUCUGCUCCCCCUGGACCUAGAGCAAGCCAUGGAGCGGCUGUCUCGCCUGCAGCAGGCUGUGGAGAGCUCAGCCUCACUGCUUAUGUCCUUCAUCAGCGGAAACUGGCGCAGCCCCACACAGAUGGAGUCCAGUCUGCCUUCCAUCCGCCAGGCAUCCGAGCGCCUCCGUGUGGCUGUCCGGGACCUGCUGGAGUUUGCACGUGGAGCUGUGGCCAACGCCGCCCAGGCCACUGACCGCACCCUGCAGGCCAAGCUCAACAAGCAGGUACAGAAAAUGGAAGAGGCCUUCCAGGGCCUGGUUAAGUACACUCAGGCGCUGGACGCCAUAGGCUGGGCACCUACUGCCCUCGUAGCAGCACCACCAGCUGGCAGUGGAGGGGAUGACCUGGACCGCCUGGUCAUGUGUGCCCGUGGAGUGCCUGACGACACCAAGCAGCUGGCAUCCUUCCUGCAUGGCAACGCCUCGCUGCUCUUCAAACGGACAAACAAGCAGCAGCAGUUGCCGCUGCCACCAGUUCCACAUGUUGGAGAUCAGCUGACCAACAACAACAAUGUCUCAGCCUACCAGACAGGUGUGCCGGAGAGAGCCAACAUCCAGUCCCGUCCGCUGCCCUCACCGCCAAAGUUCACAGCUGAGGAGGAAACUCCUGACAGGCCAUACGAGACCACAGAGGAGGGCUGGAUGGAGGACUAUGACUAUGUGCAUUUACAGGGUAAAGAGGAGUUUGAAAAGAACCAGAGACAGCUGCUGGAGAAGGGAAGCAUCAACAGACACAAUAAGACCCAGCUAGAGCAACAGCAGCUCAAACAGUUUGAGAGAUUGGAGCAGGAAGUCAGCCGGCCGAUUAACAACGACAUCUCGGGUUGGACCCCACCUCCACACUACCCUCCACCGUCGCGCAGUAAGCUGUGUAUGGGCGACCGGCAGCUGUUGCUCUUCUACUCUGAACAGUGCGAGGCCAACAUAACCACGCUAACCAAUGCCAUUGACGCCUUCUACUCAUCCAUCAACAACAACCAGCCACCCAAGAUUUUCGUUGCCCACAGCAAGUUUGUUAUCCUCAGUGCCCACAAGCUGGUCUUCAUUGGGGACACACUCUCCAGACAGGCCAAGUCCCCUGAGGUGCGCAGCAGAGUGGCCCAGCACAGCAACGCGCUCUGCGACAAACUCAAAGACAUUGUGAUGAGCACCAAGACUGCAGCCCUGCAGUACCCUUCUCCAGGGGCAGCCCGGGACAUGACAGAAAGGGUACGGGAGCUGUCCGGCUGCACCCAGCAGUUCCGCAUGGCCCUCAAUCAGCUACUGGCCAUGUGAGGCCCAUAUACAGAUACUGAGGCAUGGAGUCCCUUUCAGACUUAAUGGAUAUUUUAAUGGAUCUUUUCCAUGCCUUGUGCUUUUAUUCCCAAAAGGACUAAAACACUAUGACUGGGCAGUGCCAUUGGUUGUAAAUUAAUUGAUGUAAAUAUUGACGCUUCUGUAAGGUGCAUAUUUGGGUUGAGGGCGGGGAAUAGUGGGACAAAGCAAGAAGGUGUGAACCAUAUCUCUUUUUUGGAAUAAUGGAUGAGAGAAAACGACUGAAAAGUAGUUUUUAGAUAUGAUCCAUUAUUAUUAUUAUUAUUAUUAUUGCUAUAAUGUAAUUAUUGCUCUGAUUAUAAAAAUUGUCAGCAUUAUUAUCAUGCAAUGUUGAUUAAGGAUGUCUAAACUUUCAAAUGUGUAUGUAAAAGUACUUAAUGCUGUUUUUCAUCAAAGAUCGGUGAUGAGGAUUUUUCAUGAAUUUGCGUGUUUGCAUGAGGAAGGUGAGGGCAGCAGAUAAAGACAUGCAGUGCUUCAGACUCUUAGCGGAGGAGCUGGGUCAGGGUGGCUACAAAGGCAUGCUGGGCUACAUUAAUUCAGUGAGCUCUACCUGCUAUUAAAAUCUUCUAAUAAAACAUUCAUAAAUGCAGGAGACUGUCAAAGACUUGAGCUUUGAAUUGGAAGACCAGAUUAAAACAGAAACAUGUGGAAAGAGUAGAUAACUUUAACCAUCAACAUUUUCCAAAGCACAAAGCUAAAACGAGUAACUCCUCCCAGAAUGCUUGCUCACCACUUUCUCACUCCUCCUUACUGUGUUUGGACAAUUGUGAACAGGUUCGUUUUUGUGAGUUCCUGUGCACUGUUACAGAUCUUUCCUAUGUUCUUGAUACGGUUUCUGUUCCUGUCGGGGCAAACUUCCCUGCCAAAGCUGCUCUCCACAGCAGUACCAUACCCUGCUGGACAGGGUCAUCAUGGCCAAAGGGUUCUAAGCUUAAUAAAAGUAACUGAUAGGAGAUGCUUCUUUCUGAAGGCACAUUCUACAAUGUUUAUGUCUAUAACAAUGGCAGAUCUGUUCCUACAAAGAGGCUCUUUUUCUCUCCAGCUCUUUGUACAAAAUCACGCUUAACCACCUCAAAUGCACACGCUUUCUGUAUUGAAAUGGUCAAUUUUAUUGAACCCCCAAAGACCAGCUAAAAGCAACUGUCUCUCUCUGUACUGUAAUGUGGCAGCAGCUAUUCUGUAGAGUCACUCAGCAUUUUCAGAUGUUCUGUCAAUGAAAUUCAAAGCUGAGAAGCCCAAACGUCUGCCUCAAACUUUUUCCUUGCCUUCUAACACCCUGUUGGUUGUAUUCUAAAUAUCAGAAUAUGUCAGCAGAAGUAGUUCAAUGAAAUUUAUUAUAUCUUUAAGUACUGCAACAUGUUGUUGUGCAUAUAGUCAAAAUCCCUAUCCAGUUAAAAAAAAAAGAGUACAUUGAAAAAAAAAUAGUGAUCUGGUAUUUGUUGUAAUGUUAUUCUGUUCUCAAAUCUGUGCUUAAGGGAUUGAAACACAUUGAGGUAAUAUGUUAAGAACAUACUGUAAAUUGCAUAACUGGAAAAUAUAUGUUUAAUAUAUUUUCAUUAAAAAAAAUAAAUCAA